Molecule: messenger RNA, 864 nt
Organism: Aethina tumida (small hive beetle)
Lineage: Eukaryota; Metazoa; Arthropoda; Insecta; Coleoptera; Nitidulidae
Product: ribonuclease H2 subunit C
Exons: 3
Coding region: 188-601 (137 amino acids)
Biological process (GO): RNA catabolic process
Cellular component (GO): ribonuclease H2 complex
Source: RefSeq, a predicted model, not a curated record
UUUAGGUCUAAAAUUCACCAAUUCUUUUUAAGGUUUAAAUUAAAAUUGAUUUACUUACUUCUAUUGGAAAAUAUCGUUUUUCAACGUAUAACAGUGUUUUGUUAAACCAUUUUUUAUAUCGAAAAUUUUCGUUGCCUCAGACGUAUCUGUAGGUAGUAAGUUUGGAAAUUUUUAUUCAAAAGUAAACAUGGCUACUAUACACAUCCAGAGCGGGAAAAAUAAUUUAGAUACCAAUGCCAGUGAUAGUAAAGUACAAAGUGUACCAUUUACAAUACACGCAGACUGUGAUGCUCAAGUAAAAAAGUAUUUUGAAACCAAUGUUAAAACCAAAGAGGAUGGAACACUCCAAGGUUCAUUCAGGGGAUAUCCACUGAGAGGUGAAAAAAUUAAUUUACCAGAUGGAUAUGUUGGUGUUGUCUUGCAUGAAAGUAUUCGGCCUGCCACUGAGAAAGAGGAAAGGAAGUUUUAUGUUGUAAAUAAUUUUAAGUCCAUUACACAUUGGAAUUGGGACAAAAUUCCCAGCAAAAAUGAUGCUAUUAGGCAAGCACUAGAUUGGCUUGAGAUUGCAGAAGUACUACAUAGUCCACUGGUUGAAGAAUGAUUAGAUAAAUUAAAUCUCCAUGAAUCAAAAAUUGUGCCUUUUUGUUUAGUAAUUAGUUAAUUUAAAACAAUAUAAUACUUUUAAAUUUUAAUUGAUUAAUACCAUAAAUAUUUGUUUAGAUGUAUCAUAUUCAUUUGACUUAACUACAAAGAUUUUAAUUAAUAUUCCUAAAAAUCUGUAUAUAUAAAUAAUAUAAUGUUAUGUAUACUACAAUAUGUAUUCCACCCUGAAAAUGUUUGAAAAUAAGUUAAGUUUUUAAGUUA